GUCACACUACACUACCCAGUGGAAAGGAGUAGUAACCAAGAAACAGAAACGAAGCGCACACAUUAAUAUUAAAUACUAUCAAACCCCUAAUCACAAUCAACACAUUUCUCUACUUUUUCACUUCAAAAUUAGGGUUUUGCUAUUCUCUUUCUAAUUGCUUCACCAUGAAGAAGACAAUUCCGUCCAACCAAAACCCCAAUUUCAACCGUCUACCACCGUGUCCUGAUUACCGUUACCGGAAACCUGGAUUUUUCACCAACCACCGUGUUGACCGUCCUCCAGAGCGGAAUCCCCCUCACCGUGAGCCCAAUUUCAUUCUUAAGCUCCUCCACCUUGGCCGUGGCGCUCUCCACCGCGACGAUGUUGAGUGUUUGAUAGGGAAAUGUAAGCCGAGUCCGGAUAAUUAUUGUUUUUACCCCUGUGAUGGUGUUGCUGCGUCGCUGAAUUUUAUUCAGUGGACGGAUGCGCGUGAAGCUGUUGUUUGGUUCUGGGAAUCGAGGCUGGUUGGAGGGCAUGAUUUUACGCCGGAGUUGAUUUCGAAUGUUAUGGUGCCUUCUGAUAGGGUUGAGCUUGAAGGUAGGCUGAGGAGCCUUUUUGUGAGGCAUGUGAAUGAGUUGAUGGCGGGGAAGGAAGUGAAGAAGUGGGUGGAGGAGUGGGAUGGUUUGUCGAAGGAGAUUGGUCGUGUUAAGGGGUUGUUGGGGAAGCCUUUUCCUGUUAGAGUGCAGCAGCAGCAUGUUGAGAAAAAGAAAGGGCUUGAGGAGGAGAAGAGUUUGGUUGAGAGGAGGUUGAAGGAGUUUGAGUUUGCGAUGGAGUGUAUUUUGCAGCACUUGGAAGAGAGUAGCGACAUGGAGAGUGGUGAAGAUUUUAUUCCUGUGUUUAGGUUUGAUGGGAGUUUUGAUUGGAAGAAGAUUCACAGCUUCAUUGUUCGGGAACGUCGAAGGCUUGAAGAAGGAUUGCCCAUUUAUGCUUAUAGGCAGGAAAUUCUUCAGCAAAUACAUCAUCAACAGAUAACUGUGUUGAUCGGAGAGACUGGUUCUGGGAAGAGUACUCAAAUAGUGCAGUUUCUAGCAGAUUCUGGCAUUGGGGCUGAUGAGUCAAUUGUGUGCACCCAGCCUCGCAAGAUUGCAGCCAAGUCAUUGGCUCAAAGGGUGCAGGAGGAAAGUAGGGGAUGUUAUGAAGAAAAUUCAAUACAGUGUGUUUCUACAUUUUCAUCCAGCGAGAAGUUUGAUUCCAGGAUAUCAUUCAUGACGGAUCAUUGUUUAUUGCAGCAGUACAUGACUGAUCGAAAUUUGUCUGGGGUAUCGUGCAUUAUAGUUGACGAGGCUCAUGAAAGGAGCUUAAAUACGGAUCUACUUCUGGCACUGAUAAAAAAUUUACUUUGUAAGAGGGUUGACUUGCGCCUUAUCAUUAUGUCUGCCACGGCUGAUGCAAAACAGCUAUCGGAUUAUUUCUACAACUGUGGAGUUUUUCAUGUACACGGGAGAAACUUCCCGGUUGAGAUGAGAUAUGUUGCUUCUGAUUAUGUAGACAAUUCUGGCUCCGCCACUGUGGCAUCCUAUGUUUUUGAUGUUGUCAAAAUGGCAACAGAGAUUCACAAGACAGAGAAGCAAGGAACUAUUCUUGCUUUUCUGACUUCACAAGUAGAAGUAGAAUGGGCCUGCGAAAAGUUUAAAGUCCUAUCUGCUGUUGCUCUGCCUUUGCAUGGAAAACUUUCAUCCGAAGAGCAAUUUCAUGUUUUCCAGAACUAUCCUGGAAAAAGAAAAGUGAUUUUUUCAACGAAUCUUGCAGAGACAUCGAUUACAAUUCCUGGUGUUAAGUAUGUGAUAGAUUCCGGGUUGGUUAAAGAUUGCCGAUUUGAUCCUUGCACUGGAAUGAAUGUACUUAAGGUUUGCUUGAUCAGCCAGAGCUCAGCUAAUCAAAGGGCUGGUCGUGCUGGGAGGACUGAGCCUGGCAGGUGCUAUAGGAUGUACUCAGAAGCUGAUUAUCAUUCUAUGAAACUAAAUCAAGAACCUGAGAUUCGGAGAGUUCAUCUUGGUGUAGCAGUUUUGAAGAUCCUUGCUUUAGGGGUGAAGAAUGUGCAGGAUUUCGAUUUUGUGGAUGCUCCAAGCCCUAGUUCUAUUGAGAUGGCGGUCAGGAAUCUAAUUCAAUUAGGAUUCAUUAAACUGAACAAUAAUGUUCAUGAGCUAACUUAUGAAGGUAAGUACUUGGCAAGAAUGGGGAUUGAACCUAGGCAUGGUAAGCUUAUUCUUGGCUGUUUCCAACUUGCUCUGGGCAGAGAAGGUGUUGUCCUUGCUGCCAUGAUGCCCAAUGCAAGUACUAUUUUCUGCAGAUUUGGUAAUGAAGAUGAUAAGCAAAGAUCUGAUUGUCUCAAAGUGCAAUUUUGCCAUUCUGACGGUGACCUUUUUACUCUUCUCUCUGUGUACAAAGAAUGGGAGGCUCUGCCUCGAGAGAGGAGGAAUAAAUGGUGUUGGGAAAACAGCAUCAAUGCUAAAUGUAUGAGGAGAUGCCAAGACACAGUUUUGGAGUAUGAAUCUUUCCUAGAGCGUGAACAUGGCUUUGUUGUUCCAAGUUACUGGCGUUGGGAUCCUCAUACACCUUCUGUUCAUCAUAAGAAUAUAAAAAAGGUUAUACUGGCCUCACUUUCUGAUAAUGUAGCUAUGUUUUCUGGACGCAAUCAACUUGGUUAUGAAGUAGCGCAAACUGGACAACAUGUUCAACUGCAUCCAUCUUCUUCCUUGCUCGUAUUUGCUCAGAAGCCUAGUUGGGUGGUUUUCGGUGACCUUCUUUCAGUGUCUAAUGAAUAUCUGGUCUGUGUUAGUGCUGUUGACUUUGAAUCAUUAUACAGCCUUCAACCUCCUCCCUCGUUUGAUGUAUCCAAGAUGGAAGAUCGGAAGUUGCAAACUAAAACAUUGACUGGUUUUGGCACUACUCUUCUAAAAAGAUUUUGUGGGAAAUUCAACAGUAAUUUGCUUGGUGUUGUUUCACGCAUUAGGAAAGCUUGUUUGGAUGAAAGAAUCUUUGUUGAAGUGAAUGUUGACGAGAAUAUUAUCCAGUUAUACGCUGCUUCACACGAUAUGAAUACAGCUACUAUGUUGGUGAGUGAUGUUUUAGAAUACGAGAAAAAGAGAUUACGCACCGAAUGUAUGGAAAAAUGUUUGUAUCACGGGUCUGGUUCCUCAUCACCUAUGGCUUUGUUUGGGUCUGGUGCUGAGAUAAAACAUCUGGAACUCGAGAAACGUUCCUUGAGUGUUGAUGUGUAUCACUCAAACAUAAAUGCAAUUGAUGACAAGGAGCUCCUGAUGUUUUUUGAGAAGAAUACCUCAGGUUCUAUAUGUGCUGUGUACAAGUUCCCAGGAAUGGGGAAGGAUCAUUCAGAUAGAGAAAAAUGGGGCAAGAUAACAUUUUUGUCCCCUGAUGCUACCAAAAAAGCUCUUGAGCUGGAUGGAGAAGAGUUUUGUGGCUCAAACUUGAAAAUACUUCCUUCACAAUCAGCUAUGGGAGGGGAUAAAACAUUUUCAGUUCCUGAAGUUAAAGCAAAAAUUUUUUGGCCUCGUAGACUCAGCAGAGGAUUUGGCAUAGUUAUAUGUGAUAAAAAUGAUGUCAGUUUCAUGUUGAGAGAUUUUUAUAACCUUGCAAUUGGAGGGAGGUAUGUUCGUUGUGCACCUAGUAAUAAGUCUAGGGACGGUAUUAUGAUAACUGGGCUUGACAGAGAGCUUCCAGAAACUGAAAUUUUGGAUGCACUAAGAACUGCUACAACUAGAAGGAUUCUGGACUUUUUCGUGGUGAGGGGAGAGGCUGUUGGAAAUCCACCAUGCAGUGCCUGCGAAGAGGCACUCUUUAAACUAAUUUCCCCCUUAAUGCCCAAAGUAGACCCUCAUAUUAGUUCUUUCCGUGUUCAGGUGUUUCCACCUGAGCCAAAGGAUUCUUUCAUGAGAGCUUUAAUUAAUUUUGAUGGAAGAUUACAUUUAGAAGCAGCUAAAGCUUUGGAAAAAAUUGAAGGAAAGGUAUUGCCUGGAUGUCUGUCAUGGCAAAAGAUAAAGUGUGAGCAGUUGUUUCAUAGCUCCUUGAUAUUUCCUGCACCAGUGUAUCAUGUGAUUGCGGAACAACUGGAAAAAAUUCUUGCAAGUUUCAACAAUUUAAAUGGUCUUGAGUGGAACUUAAACAGAACUGCUAAUGGUUCCCACCGGCUGAAGAUAACAGCCAAUGCCACCAUGACAGUGGCAGAAGUUAGGAGACCUCUGGAAGAACUGUCGAGAGGGAAAAUCAUUGACCAUGGCAGCCUUACCCCCGCAGCUCUACAGCUCAUGUUGUCCAGAGAUGGCAUUAGUCUUAAAUGCUCCAUACAACAAGAGACAAAAACAUACAUUGUUUUUGACAGGCACAACUUGAAUUUAAGAAUUUUUGGCUCGCCAGAAACAAUUGCUUUGGCUCAGCAGAAGUUAAUUCAAUCUCUACUCUCCCUCCAUGAAGAAAAGCAGUUAGUAAUCCCUCUCAGAGGGAGGGACCUACCUCCUGACUUAAUGAAACAAGUGGUUAAGAAUUUUGGGCCAGAUCUUCAUGGACUAAAAGAGAAGGUACCUGGGGCUGAUCUCAAACUUAACACACGCCAACAGGCAAUUUUUCUUCAUGGUAACAAGGAGUUGAAACCAAGAGUAGAGGAAAUAACUUUGGAGAUUGCGCGCUCAAGCCUUCAUUCAGUUGAGAGACUCGACGCAGGACCUAGUUGCCCAAUUUGCUUGUGUGAGGUUGAGGAUGGAUAUCAACUUGAAGGCUGUCGUCAUUUGUUCUGCCGGUUGUGUCUGGUUGAGCAGUGUGAAUCUGCUAUAAAAAACCAAGGCAGUUUCCCAAUAUGUUGUGCUCACACGGGCUGUGGAGAUCCUAUUCUGCUUACGGAUUUCAGAACUCUCCUGUCAAAUGACAAGUUGGAUGACCUUUUCAGGGCUUCUUUGGGAGCUUUUGUAACAUCGAGUUCAGGAACUUAUAGGUUUUGUCCGUCUCCCGACUGCCCCUCAAUUUAUCGAGUUGCAGAUCCUGGCGAACGUAGUGAGCCAUUUAGUUGUGGGGCAUGUUAUGUGGAGACUUGUACUAAAUGCCACAUAGAGUAUCAUCCAUUCUACUCAUGCGAGGCAUACCGAGAGUUGAAAGAUGACCCGAACUUAUCUCUGAAGGAGUGGUGUAAAGGGAAGGAAGAAGUCAAAAGCUGCUUUGCUUGUGGGCAAAUAAUUGAAAAGAUAGAUGGGUGCAAUCACAUUGAAUGCAAGUGCGGAAAACAUGUCUGCUGGGUUUGCUUGGAAAUCUUUUCAGAAAGUGAUGAAUGUUAUGAUCAUUUGAGAACUAUACACAAGGCCAUCAUAUAAAUUGCUAUUUGUGUGGUGAUUGUAAGUUUAGUAUAGUGGUAAAUAAUAUUAUGUGCAUAGGGGUUGGAAAAUGCAAAGAUGUGAACUAAUGUAUAUAUAAUAGCAGUUCUGUACUCUACUCUGUACCAUCUUGUACACGAGACUUAUUUAAUAUAAGUUGCAUCAUCUGGGUCUUUUCGACUUUU
This is a messenger RNA of Vicia villosa (hairy vetch), 5542 nucleotides long. Its product is annotated as ATP-dependent RNA helicase DEAH12, chloroplastic-like. The record is from RefSeq and is a predicted model, not a curated record. Gene Ontology annotation, biological process: spliceosomal complex disassembly. The transcript has 3 exons. Gene Ontology annotation, molecular function: RNA binding; ATP binding; zinc ion binding. The coding region runs from base 165 to 5357 and encodes 1730 amino acids. Gene Ontology annotation, cellular component: intracellular anatomical structure; catalytic step 2 spliceosome. Lineage: Eukaryota; Viridiplantae; Streptophyta; Magnoliopsida; Fabales; Fabaceae.